CGAGGAGCUAAUGGGGGGCCUGGGGAUGAGCCUUUGGAGCCGGCCAGGGAGCCAGGGUCCCUGGACGCCGAGAGGAACGCACGCGGCUCCUUUGAGGCGCCGCGCUUCGAAGGGUCCUUUCCUGGGGGGCCGCCGCCCACUCGAGCCUUGCCUCUACCUCCGUCGUUGCCUCCUGAUUUUCGGCUGGAGACCACAGCCCCGGCUCUCAGCCCUCGCUCCAGCUUCGCCAGUAGCUCGGCCAGCGACGCAAGCAAGCCGUCGAGCCCCCGGGGCAGCCUGCUGCUAGACGGGGCGGGGGCCGGCGGAGCCGGAGGUAGCCGGCCGUGCAGCAAUCGGACCAGCGGCAUCAGCAUGGGCUAUGACCAGCGCCACGGGAGCCCGCUGCCCGCGGGGCCGUGCCUGUUCGGCCUCCCCUUGAAUACUGCUCCGGCGGGCUACUCCUCCGGAGGGGUUCCGUCCACCUACCCGGAGCUCCAUGCCGCCCUCGACCGACUGUGCGCUCGUACCCCCCAGCCCUGGGCAGCCCCGGAGCCCUAGCCGGAGCUGUGGUGGGAACAGCGGGGCCCUUGGAGAGACGUGGGGCGCAGCCCGGACGACACUCAGUUACGGGCUACGGGGACUGCGCCGCGGGGGCCCGUUACCAGGACGAGCUAACAGCACUGCUGCGCUUGACCGUGGCUACCGGUGGGCGAGAAGCCGGUGCCCGCGGGGAACCCUCGGGGAUUGAGCCGUCGGGUCUGGAGGAGUCUGCUGGUCCCUUCGUUCCGGAGGCCUCCCGAGCCCGGAUGAGGGAGCCAGAGGCCAGAGAAGAUUACUUUGGCACCUGUAUCAAGUGCAACAAAGGCAUCUACGGGCAGAGCAAUGCCUGCCAGGCCCUGGACAGCCUCUACCACACCCAGUGCUUUGUCUGCUGUUCCUGUGGACGAACUUUGCGCUGCAAGGCUUUCUACAGCGUCAAUGGCUCGGUCUACUGUGAGGAAGAUUAUCUGUUUUCAGGGUUUCAGGAGGCAGCUGAGAAGUGCUGUGUCUGUGGCCACUUGAUUUUAGAGAAGAUCCUACAGGCCAUGGGGAAAUCCUAUCACCCAGGCUGCUUCCGAUGCAUCGUUUGUAACAAGUGCCUGGAUGGCGUCCCCUUCACAGUGGACUUCUCCAACCAGGUGUACUGUGUCACUGACUACCACAAAAAUUAUGCCCCAAAAUGUGCAGCCUGUGGACAACCCAUCCUCCCCUCAGAGGGCUGUGAGGACAUCGUGAGGGUGAUAUCCAUGGACCGUGAUUAUCACUUUGAGUGCUACCACUGUGAGGACUGCCGCAUGCAGCUGAGUGACGAGGAAGGUUGCUGCUGUUUCCCUCUUGAUGGACAUUUGCUCUGCCAUGGCUGUCACAUGCAGCGGCUCAGUGCCCGACAGCCCCCUGCCAAUUAUAUCUGAGCUGUACUUCCUGCUGCUACCAUCACCCCUGUGGAGAAAUUCUCUGGCCAGUUGAGGCAAGGAAUGCAUUCUGCAAUCCUUGUGAAGAGUUCUCUGGGGAGGCCCCAAAGGCCAGAGACCCAAAGAUCCUAACAUUCCAAAUAGGCUGUGGAGGAGGGACCUUCUGAUUGCCAGGAGGGUUGGCUGGUCUUCCUUGUGUGCAGCCUGGGCUGUGCAAAUGCCUCCUAGCACACACGAGCGGGUUUCAGUACUUCCCAACAUCAGAUUCUGUUGUAUAUCUCCAGUGUAUGUUUCUAUAAAUUCAAGCAACGUCCCAGCGCUGGAUCACUCGAGAGGGCAUCACAGAAACCACCCCCAGUCUGUUGUACCCUACACAAGGGGUCAGCCAGGCCUUUCCCACAGUGCCCUAUCUUUGCAUGAAGGGCUGGGAGCCCUGGACUUCAUGAUGAGUCAUUUCUUGGCUGUCUCCCUAAGGACUAGAGAGCUUCCCAUAUGUCUGCUGGGACUGGGACCAGCUCUGGGGGUGCUGCUGCCCGUGUUGCCUGUUUCUCAGGGACCUGGGGAGGCUGAGUGGGGCCUGUCCUUGGUUGCUGUUUUGCUCAGAUGGGGGAAGUAAUGAGCAGGUCUCUGGGUGUGAAGCUUCCUGGGUGGAAUGUCCAGGAAGCUUCAGGCUGGCCCCACGCGGGGUUGAAGUGCACUGAGCCCUCUAGCCCAGCAUGUGUGGAUGCGUUUGUAUCCGCGUGUGCCUGUGCACCUCCCUCGGGGACUCCUUUUUUCUCAGGUGACUUUUACACUUAGUUCUCUAGCAGUAGCUUAUCGUUGGAGGCCCACACACAUCUAGGGAUUGAGCAUUGGAUCUGUUACAGCCCCACAGCUUAAGGCUUUGGGGAAGCUGGAGAGAACAAAAUGGUUUGACUUGGUUCUAGUCCGCUUGGCUGAGGCUUGAAUUCACCUAAGUCUGGAUGUGGCGAAGUCAGUUCACUUGCUGGCUGAAAGUUCAAUUCAUUUGAUGAGCCGGUUGCCAAGAGCUCGAUCCCCUUCUGAGUGUUUUAUAGCCGCCUAAAUGUUCUAUUCUCUUCAUUACACCGAGCAGCAUUCAGUGGUCUCUGCCUGUUCAUCAAGAGUUAUUAGCAACCUACAUUUAUCAACUUUGUGGCACUUUGUAAGUGAUAAGAUUGCUCCCUGCCUUUAUGCGCGUCUUUCCUAUGUGAUCUACUUUGCUGACACUUAAAAAAUAAGUUUAAAUCCUAGUAAUAAAUAACAAUUGGUACAGAUA
This is a messenger RNA of Cricetulus griseus (Chinese hamster), 2706 nucleotides long. The record is from RefSeq and is a predicted model, not a curated record. NCBI's taxonomy places the organism in Eukaryota, Metazoa, Chordata, Mammalia, Rodentia, Cricetidae.